This is a messenger RNA of Aethina tumida (small hive beetle), 979 nucleotides long. RefSeq names its product serine/arginine-rich splicing factor 5-like. The record is from RefSeq and is a predicted model, not a curated record. NCBI's taxonomy places the organism in Eukaryota, Metazoa, Arthropoda, Insecta, Coleoptera, Nitidulidae. Gene Ontology annotation, cellular component: nucleus; cytoplasm; ribonucleoprotein complex. The transcript has 3 exons. The coding region runs from base 81 to 704 and encodes 207 amino acids. Gene Ontology annotation, molecular function: mRNA binding.
AAUUUGACACAUUUACCCGUAACCACAUAAAACUAACAAAAAACUUGCUUUUUCUGUUUAAAGCGUCCGCAACCAUCACAAUGAACAAAACCGUGUUCGUCGGCAGCUUGGAUAGUACGAUUUGCGACUUCCAUCUAGACAAAUGUUUCCGUCCCUACGGCCCAAUCGACAACAUCAUAAUGAAAACGUACUUCGCCUUCAUCGUAUUCGAGGAUGUCGAAGAUGCGAGGAAUGCGAUCACGGAACUCAACGGCACCGAACUGAUGGGCUUGAGAAUUAAAGUCGAAUGGGCGAGAGAACAACGGUCAGCUGAACUGCAGAGGAGCAUCAGCAGAAAGAAUCGUUACACGACCCAGGCACUGUUGAUACCACCUAGGGCUCGCAACAGGGUAUUCGUUGAAAACUUGCCCGACAGAAUGAGCUGGCAGGAUCUGAAGGACUACAUGAGGCAGGCUGGCGAUGUCACGUACGCAAACAUUGUCAAACAGGGAGAAGGUGUUGUGGAAUUUGCUACUAUAGAAGACAUGAAAAACGCACUCGAAAAAUUAGGUGACAGGAAAAUAGAUAACCAGCGAAUUAGAUUGAUUGAAGAUGGCUCUAAAUCUAGGAGGCGGUCUAGAUCAAAUGAAACUUGGUACCGUAUUUCAUGCUCCCUUUAUCCUUCUAAAUACCGUAAGGUAACCAAACCGACAAUACCUUCGUAAUGUCAAAUUCUUAGUUUGAUCUACUCCGCUCUAGUUGCAGCUGCUCCAGCCGUUAUAUCUACUAUUGCUACUCCAGUUAUUGGAACUAGCCCCGCUGUGUCACCUGUGUCCUCUUAUUCUUCUUUACUUUUGACCAGAGUACCAGCUUCUUGUACUUUCUAUGAUCUCUAAAGUAGUUAAUAACUACUCCUCACUUGUUGCUCAAUUCAUUGUUUACUAAAAUAUAUUUAUUAUAUAACAUUUAAAAUUUUCAUAAUCGAAAUAAACAUAACAGG